CGUCCCCAAUCACAUUUCGCCCAUCUGUCAUCUAGUCUCCCCCCCCGCAAACCCUGUCGGUAGCUGACUUGCCCUGCCUAUACCGCAGACUGGACUGACCGAUAAAUGACGGACCGGGGGUUCGAACUUCUGUCACAGUACCCAAAAACUCGACACAACCCCGACUCUCCUGCCAACCAAUCCUCUUUUACCACCCUCGACUUCAUUUAUCCUCUCUUUUCACCAAGUUGUCAUACCCCCCUCUUAUCGGGCCCAGUUGGUAGGUCAGCCCGGUAUCACUCGUCAUCGCCGUCACUAUGGACGCUGUGCUCCGCCAGUCCAAGGCCAUGUGCCCAUUCUUGAAGAAGGCCUCGCCUGCGACCCUGCGUGCCCUGUCCACCUCGACUCGUCCGCAUGUCUCGCCCUGCGGCGGCACCAUCUCCAAGCUACAGCUGCUCGGCCAGCGCUGCCCCGUCAUGGGUAAGGCGCUCGCCAUCCAGUCUGCGAGGGUCGGCAGGACCUCGGUCACCUGCCCGGCCGCCGUUGCUGGCAUUCGCGGCUUCUCGGGUCCAGCGAAGCCGGGGAAAGCCAGGAUUCACACGAGCCGCUGCCACGAGGCGCGGACUGUCGACGCCUCCGUGUUCAAUUCCCGCGAGUCCGUUCCGAUCCCCCCCGCUGUAGCCGCCAAUCGCAAGGCCAAUGCAUCUGCUGCUGUUGGGAAGCCCGCUCCGCACGCCAAUGCCAAAUUCAAUUACGAUGCAUUUUACCAGAGGGAGCUCGAUAAAAAACACAAGGACAAGUCGUAUCGCUACUUCAACAACAUCAACCGAUUGGCCAAGGAAUUCCCCCAGGCCCACGGUGCCAACGUAGAGGAGCGAGUUACCGUGUGGUGCUCUAACGACUAUCUCGGCAUGGGCCGAAACCGCCAUGUUCUAAAGCAGAUGCACGAGACGCUCGACGAGUACGGAGCCGGUGCGGGAGGCACGCGAAACAUAUCGGGCCACAACAAGCACGCCGUCGAGCUUGAGGACACGAUCGCAAAGCUGCACGCCAAGGAGGCGGCCCUAGUUUUCAGCUCCUGCUAUGUCGCCAACGAUGCGACGCUGGCCACCCUCGGCAGCAAGCUCCCGGACUGUGUCAUCUUGUCUGACAGCUUGAAUCACGCGUCGAUGAUUCAGGGCAUUCGCCACUCUGGCACAAAGAAGCUAGUCUUCAAGCACAACGACCUGGCUGACCUCGAGGCCAAAUUGGCUUCUCUCCCGCUCGACGUGCCUAAGAUCAUCGCAUUCGAGUCGGUCUACAGCAUGUGCGGUUCUAUCGGGCCCAUCGAGGGCAUCUGCGAUCUCGCCGAUAAAUACGGAGCCAUAACCUUUCUCGACGAAGUCCAUGCCGUUGGUAUGUACGGGCCGAGAGGUGCCGGCGUCGCCGAGCACCUGGAUUUUGAAGCCCACCGACAGGGCAGGCCCGAAGGGACAAUUAUGGACCGUAUAGAUAUCAUAACUGGUACCCUCGGCAAAGCCUACGGGUGUGUGGGUGGGUAUAUCGCAGGAACUGCGAAACUAGUCGAUAUGAUCCGCUCUCUGGCCCCUGGUUUCAUUUUCACGACCUCCCUUCCGCCAGCUACCAUGGCCGGCGCUAGGACGGCCAUCGAGUAUCAGAUGAGCUACAACGGGGACAGACGGCUCCAGCAACUCCACACCCGGGCCGUCAAGGAGGCGUUGGGCGCUAGGGACAUCCCGGUCAUCCCGAAUCCGUCGCACAUUAUCCCGAUUUUGGUCGGGAACGCUGAGCUUGCGAAGCAAGCGUCCGACAUGCUCCUGAGCGAGUACCAAAUUUACGUACAGUCCAUCAACUACCCGACCGUGCCCGUCGGCCAGGAGCGCCUAAGAAUCACGCCGACCCCGGGCCAUACGAAGCAGUAUCGCGAUCAGCUCGUCGCAGCCAUCGACGAGAUUUGGUCUCAGCUCGGCAUCAAGCGCACCUCCGAAUGGGCAGCUGAGGGCGGCUUUAUCGGUGUAGGUGAAGCCGCUGGAACAGGUGCUGAGGAGCCUCUCUGGACGGAUGAUCAGCUUGGAAUCGACCAUCGGGUUGCCAAGGAAAUCAGGGAAUCCGCAUCGGCCAACGGUUUCAUGGAAACCCUUCUCGAACGCGAGAGCCAGAACUCGGCUAGUGUCGUGAGCACCACCGCCUAACUGCAACCGUAGUCUCGGUUACGCAAUAUAGAGACGAAAUACACGUCCACAUUAAGGGGAGCUCAUCCGACCUAACCCACGUUCUUUCGAGCGUACCGGAAGAUUUGGAAAGCGUGCGAUCUCGAAGCAUGACCCGAUUUUGAAUUCAGCUAUCAGCUCGUGCGCGUUUGUUUUUUCAAAGGAGCGCCGAGGCCCAUUUUUAACUUCGC
This is a messenger RNA of Durotheca rogersii, 2380 nucleotides long. RefSeq names its product tetrapyrrole biosynthesis, 5-aminolevulinic acid synthase. The record is from RefSeq and is a predicted model, not a curated record. Lineage: Eukaryota; Fungi; Ascomycota; Sordariomycetes; Xylariales; Xylariaceae. The transcript has 2 exons. Gene Ontology annotation, cellular component: mitochondrion. Gene Ontology annotation, molecular function: pyridoxal phosphate binding; 5-aminolevulinate synthase activity. The coding region runs from base 297 to 2171 and encodes 624 amino acids. Gene Ontology annotation, biological process: heme biosynthetic process.